CAGCAAGGAAGCAAUGGCGGCUGUCCUUGAUGCUUUCGCAGCCCGUCUGAUGAACACCAUCCUGGACAUGGGGGAAAAGAAGAUGGGCAUCCUUCUGGGCGUCUCCCAAGAGAUCAACAAGCUGAAAGCCAACGUGGAACCCCUCCGGAACCUCCUCACCGAUGCCGAGAGGAGGCGCAUCAUUGACAGGAGCGUGCAGGCAUGGGUGACCAUGCUCAAGACCGCCAUGUACGAGGCCACUGACAUCCUUGAUCUCUGCCAGCUAGAGGCCUUGGACCGACAGGACAAGCAGCACUCCAGCGGCUUAUGCCUCCGGCUCCGGGAGAAGCUGCCAUUUCUAGGGUGCCUGGGGGAAAAGCUGCAGCCCUUUCUCUUUUGCGUGCAGAACCCUGGAUUCGCCAACGAGGUAGGCAGCCGCAUCAAGAAUCUCAACGAGGAGCUGGCCACCAUCUACCAGGGUGCCGCUAACUUCAACUUCAUUGACCUUGCCUCCUACGAGCAACGGAGGAGGCCGCCGACCUCCUACCCCAGGCCCAGGCGCGAGAAUGCACAGUUUGUCCAGUCAGAUCUUGUGGGUGACCAGAUCAACAAGAAUACAGAACAACUGGAGCAUAUGCUGAUCGCCGACAGACGCCACGAGCAUGACAGCAGCGCCGUCAGGGUGGUGGCCAUAGUUGGCCAAGGCGGCAUAGGCAAGAGCACCCUCGCCAAGAAGAUCUUGGCAAGCGAGGCCAUCAAGGAGGAGUUCAAAAUCAAGAUAUGGCUGAGCGUCACGCAGCAGUUCACCCCGAUGGGCCUGCUAAGGGCCGCCAUCUCCCAUGCCGGGGGGAAUCAUGGCGAUGAGAAGGACGAAACCAUACUUGUGAACGUCCUCACCGACACCCUAUCAAAGAACAAGUUUCUGUUGGUCAUGGAUGAUGUGUGGGACAAAGAAGCAUGGGAAAACGUGCUCCGAACCCCGGUUCUUAAUGCCGCCGAUACACAGCCAGGAAGCCGAGUCUUGGUUACCUCAAGAAAGGCUGGUGUCGUACGGAGCAUGGGAGCUUCCAUCCUGCGUGUCAACACACUAAACGAUGAAGAUGCUUGGUGUUUGCUAAAGAAACAGCUGCCACAGCCACAGGUCGGUGUUGAAAGAGAUUUUGAUGAGCUGAAAGAUAUUGGGAUGAAGAUUGUAAAAAAAUGUGAUGGGCUACCACUUGCCAUUAAAGUUAUGGGUGGACUCUUAAGCAAGAGGGAUCCUAAGGAACAUGACUGGGAGAUUGUUUUGCACAAGAAUCUUGGGUGGAAAGAAGAAGAUGGGUCACAAGGGGAACUAAACUACUCAGUAUGCUUGAGCUACGAUGAUUUAUCUCCAGAUUUGAAGCAAUGCUUUCUCUACUAUGCACUUUUGCCAAAGGGUUCAGGUUAUAGAAAGAAAAGAAUUAUUAGCAUGUGGAUUAGUGAAGGGUUUGUUCAGCAUGAUGAGAGGUCAGGGUCAGACCAAGUCGAUCUAGAAGAAAUAGGGGCCGAGUAUCAUCAGGAGUUGGAGGGUAGGAAUCUUUUGGAGCCUGAUGAUUCAAAUAGGAACAGGUGGGAGUACACUCUGCAUGAUGUUGUCCGCUCAUUUGCCCAAUUUAUGGCUAAAGAAGAAGCUUUCGUGGUUCAGAAGGAUCAAGUUGACAUUAGAAAUGUUGUUCCAGAAAAUAAAUAUUUCUGCCGUCUCUCAAUAAAAGCAACUCAUUCAGAACUAGAGUGGACCAUCCUAGAGAAGCAAAAAAGAUUGAGGACGUUAUUAUUGAUAGGAUGUAAGAUUAAACCUGGUGGUUCAUUGAGGAAUUUUGCUAGUCUACGGGUAUUGGAUAUAAGCUCCGAGGAAUCUGAUGGGUUAGUGGACUGUUUGUGUGAGCUGAGGCACCUAAGAUACCUGGCAUUCUCCAAUGCAAACAUAUGUAGGCUUCCCGGUGAGAUCCAUAAGAUGAGGUUCCUUGAGCACAUUCAGCUCGAUGGCUGUACAAAGUUGGAAAACCUCCCUAACAGCAUCACAAAACUAGCAUGUUUAAGAUAUCUUGACUUGCGUGGGUCCAGUGUAGAUGUUAUACCAAGAGGGUUCGGUGGUUUAACAAAUUUGAGAAGCCUUCAUGGCUUCCCAGUAAAGACGGAUGGGGGCUGGUGCAGUUUAGAAGAGCUGGGGGCUCUUUCACGUCUUGGAUUUCUUUCAGUCCGAAGUAUAGAAAAUGUGGCUGGCAGUUGUGUGGCUAAAAGGGCCAUGAUUAGCAACAAGAAGAAUCUAGAAUAUUUGGAGUUAAGUUGCUACAAGGAUGAUGGGGUAGAGCAACAGGAGAGGAUAGAGUCUGUAUUUGAUGAGCUGUGCCCUUCAGCUGCUAGAUUGGAGACACUAAUAAUAUCAAGAUAUUUUGGUCGUCGGCUACCAAAUUGGUUGCAGUCCCCAGCGGCAACAACCUUUAAGAGCUUGAAGCUUAUUGAUCUAAUGCACAUAACCCACUGCACCCGACUACCUGAUGGUUUGUGCAGGAUCCACGGUUUGGAAGAGCUGAGGGUCAUAGAUGCUCCAGCCAUCGAGCAUGUCGGGCCUGAGUUCCAGUCCCAGACCCAUGAAGAUGCAGCAAGGAGGGGAGAUGGAGGUGCCGCAUUCCCGAACCUGAGGAGACUGGUGUUGGGUGGGCUUUCCGGAUGGAAGGAGUGGGGCUGGGAGGAUGAGGAGCAGAGCAAAGUCAUAGCCAUGCCAGGUCUGGAGUUUCUCCACCUCAGGGACUGCAAGCUGACACACCUUCCCCCAGGCCUUGCUAGUGACCGCAGGCAUAAUCUGAGAACCAUUCAUCUACGGGAUCUCUCGCUCCUGGAGUAUGUGGGGAAUUUCCCCUGUGUUGUGGAGCUCUGUGUGUACUCCUGCCCUGAGCUGAGGAGGAUCAGCGGCCUCGCCAAGCUGCGGACGGUCGACAUAUUGGAUUGCCCAAAGCUGAAGCUGCUGGAGGGUGUCGAAGCGCUGGAGAGCCUGGAGCUGGAUUGGGAACACUGGGAGGUUAGUGGGCGUGGAGCAGAUGCGAGGUGCACACCCAAGGCCAAGGCCAAGCAGGGACAUCAAGACUGUGAGCUCCCACAAGACUUUGUUAUAAGCAGGUAG
Molecule: messenger RNA, 3121 nt
Organism: Hordeum vulgare subsp. vulgare (domesticated barley)
Lineage: Eukaryota; Viridiplantae; Streptophyta; Magnoliopsida; Poales; Poaceae
Product: putative disease resistance protein RGA3
Exons: 2
Coding region: 14-3121 (1035 amino acids)
Biological process (GO): defense response to other organism
Molecular function (GO): ADP binding
Source: RefSeq, a predicted model, not a curated record